AUGGGGAGUUCUAACCAGUCUUCAUCUCCUGUCCCAGUCCCUAUACAGAGUUCUAACCAGUCUUCAUCUCCUGUCCCAGUCCCUAUACAGAGUUCUAACCAGUCUUCAUCUCCUGUCCCAAGUUCUAACCAGUCUUCAUCUACUGUCCCAGUCCCUAUACAGAGUUCUAACCAGUCUUCAUCUCCUGUCCCAGUCCCUAUACAGAGUUCUAACCAGACUCUGUUAUGA
Molecule: messenger RNA, 228 nt
Organism: Oncorhynchus masou masou (cherry salmon)
Lineage: Eukaryota; Metazoa; Chordata; Actinopteri; Salmoniformes; Salmonidae
Exons: 4
Coding region: 1-228 (75 amino acids)
Source: RefSeq, a predicted model, not a curated record